UAAAAAUUGAAGAAUUUAAACGGCUAGAUUAAAAAAUUAAAUCACUUAACCUUUCUAUUGGAUUAGAGUUCAUGUGAAUUUUAUUUUUUGCCAAUUUCUCGAGGCAAAUAUUUAAUUCAUAUUAGUCCUGUUUCUGUUUAGUUUUCAUACAAUCGGUAGAUCACCACAUUUCCAAGAGCGGACAGAACCCAAAGUCUUUCGUUUGACGUUGCUUGGUCUUCAUCAUAGCACCUUCCCUUAAUCCAGUUCCCAGGAAACCACCGGUCCAGGGAAGAUCGGAAUUUGUUGAAGCCGAUCUUUUGAGCAUUCGAUCCGGCCAAAUAACGAGAGUUCAAGGGGCUUGACCAACGCCCGAGCACUUUCCUUGGCUCCAAGAAUUUCCAGCAAUUAAUUCUCAGUUCCAUCGGCAGCACCACCAUCGACGGUGUGCGUUUCCGAUAUUUAAAUUGAAUCCGCACCAGGUUCUCAUCCCUUUCUGUGAGUUUUCUGAAAAGCGCAUUCGCAGUAGAUCAUUAUGGAUGAGGUGAUGACAGUAACAGAUGCAGUAUCAUCUGGAAGCAUGUCUCAAUCAUCAUCAUAUUCAUCUUCAUCACUGUUGCCGAGCAACCUCCCUCUCCUAUCUGCCCUCCUCGCCUGUGCUCUUGCUCAGUUCCUGAAGCUCUUCACAAACUGGUUUAAAGAAAAGAGAUGGGAUUCUAAAAGGAUGCUUGAUUCUGGUGGAAUGCCCUCUUCUCAUUCUGCUACUGUGACAGCUCUAGCAAUGGCUAUAGGUCUACAAGAAGGGACAGGAUCACCAACUUUUGCAAUUGCAGUCGUCCUGGCCUGUGUUGUGAUGUAUGACGCAUCAGGGGUCAGACUUCAUGCCGGUCGGCAAGCAGAAUUGCUGAAUCAAAUUGUUUGCGAGUUUCCUCCAGAACAUCCAUUAUCCAGUGUUAGACCUUUGCGUGAAUUACUUGGGCACACUCCGCUUCAGGUGGUUGUUGGAGCUUUGGUGGGAUGCAUUGUAGCUUACCUGAUGAGAAACACGGACUAGUUAGUGUUCCGUGUAUACACAGUUGCAUCAACAGAACUUGUUUCUGAUCGUUGAAAGACUGUCGAGUAAUGAUCGGAGGCAAUGCCUGGACGAGGAGAUUUAUGAACUUGGUGGACUUGGUCAUGGAUAUACAGAACACCAUAUCUCCACAUUGAAUGAACAAUAAUCUUCCUGAAGGAAUUUAGUUUAAAAAUCAAUCAAACAUUUGUCCAGCAUAGAUUCUUCUCCCAACUGUUUGAUGAUUAAUUUUCAAAGUGAAUGAAACAACUUUUCACGGUUUCCCUGCUCCCAACUUUCUUUUGCUUUAUUGAAUUGACUUGGAUGUAGCCCAAAGUUUAUUGUUAACAUUAUAAUUUGCAUUAUAAUAGUUUGCAAAUUGGCCUUUAUUUUA
Molecule: messenger RNA, 1424 nt
Organism: Manihot esculenta (cassava)
Lineage: Eukaryota; Viridiplantae; Streptophyta; Magnoliopsida; Malpighiales; Euphorbiaceae
Exons: 6
Coding region: 515-1033 (172 amino acids)
Source: RefSeq, a predicted model, not a curated record